Thlaspi arvense is the source of this 1095-nucleotide messenger RNA. Lineage: Eukaryota; Viridiplantae; Streptophyta; Magnoliopsida; Brassicales; Brassicaceae. The record is from the annotation of a GenBank genome assembly.
UACUCGAUACUUGCACUAUAAAUCAAUGCUUAUCUAAUUGAUUAACUGAUUCUCAUUCCACAGGUAAUAUUUAAACCAAUUGCUUAGUAUCAUGGGAUCCAUUGUUGAUGCUGCAAACAAGGAGGUAAAUGGAACCGCAAGUGUCAAGAAACCCACAGUUAUUUUUGUCCUGGGUGGUCCAGGAAGUGGAAAAGGUACUCAGUGUGCUUAUAUCGUCGAGCAUUAUGGCUACACACAUCUGAGUGCUGGAGACCUUCUUAGAGCUGAAAUCAAAUCUGGUUCUGAAAAUGGAACUAUGAUCCAGAAUAUGAUUAAAGAGGGAAAGAUUGUACCUUCUGAGGUUACAAUCAAGCUUCUGCAGAAAGCAAUUCAGGAAAACGGGAAUGACAAAUUCCUCAUUGAUGGCUUCCCUCGUAAUGAGGAAAACCGAGCAGCAUUUGAGAAAGUUACUCAGAUUGAGCCGAAGUUUGUCUUGUUCUUUGAUUGUCCUGAGGAAGAGAUGGAGAGGCGCCUGUUGGGCCGAAACCAGGGGAGAGAGGAUGAUAAUAUUGAGACUAUAAGGAAGCGUUUCAAGGUGUUUCUUGAAUCUAGCUUACCAGUGAUUCAGUACUAUGAAGCUAAGGGGAAAGUCCGGAAGAUUCAUGCCGCAAAGCCCAUUGAAGAUGUAUUUCAGGAGGUGAAGGCAGUCUUUUCUCCUGAAGCUGAGAAGAAGCCUGUAACUGAUGUUUACAGCCUAAGCAACAGCAUCGUAAAGAGACACCGAAAACCCGAUAAAUUGAUCAGGUAUGUAUGUUCUGGUGGGUUGCAUCUUUUACCAGGAAGUCUCUGCUUGGACGUAUUUUUUUCCUAUAUAACCAUAUGAUUACUGUUAUUGUUAUUAUUAUACACCUUUUACCUAUUCUAUAAUUUUUGGUUUUGAACAUUUUUUUUGUAUGAUUGUGAUUGGUACUUUUUCCUGCCAAUCCGAGAUUGGCUUACUGUAAUUUCAUAAGUUUGAAUUCAUGGGGAUAUUAAUAUACUAGUCGUUGAUUUAUUUUCUCUUUUAUGUUUUGCACCAAAAUCCAUAUUAUUGGAUUAAAAUAUCAGUAAAACGCA